AUGAGAAGUUUAAUAUGGGCUUUAUUGACGGCAAUAGUCGCUGCUGAAAAGCUUGAACUGUUGGCUUCUGCGCCGCUUACGUUAAGUGAGGCUAUAUCACCGUCGAAUUUACCAUCUCAAACACUUCAGCCCAAUGAAGGCUCAACACUGUGUGGUCCAGGGUCAAGCCAAUGCGUUUAUGCUUCGGGAUAUGAGGCCCAGUUAUGUCCCGUGGUAGAUGGCCAACUGACUAAGAAGUUGGAGAACCCUCAACAUCUUCAGUGCCUAUGUCUUGUUGAUAUGGUUUAUUGGGAUAGUCUUGCAAAAUGCCGAUGCAAUGGGCUCAGUGGAGCGAAGCUCAAGGAAAAAUUCUGCUCCACUUUGAAUUCAACAUUUAGCGAAACCAUGGUUUUCAAUAUGCCCUCAGAAUAUUACGAUGACAAUUCGAGUGACGCAAAGACCGUUUCGAAUUCCUUCAACCUCACCGGAGAACUUUUAACAGACGACUAUUGGAAUACAAGAGUACCGACGCUGUCUCUGGCAUCAGAAAUUUUGACUACGAGUAUAGACAAUACUCUGGCGUUGAAUGAAGCAUACUUGGUGGAUAUUGGUUCCACCCUCAAGGCAUAUAUGGCAUAUAUUAUUUUCUUCAUUUGA
This is a messenger RNA of Diutina rugosa, 636 nucleotides long. RefSeq lists its product as uncharacterized. NCBI's taxonomy places the organism in Eukaryota, Fungi, Ascomycota, Pichiomycetes, Serinales, Debaryomycetaceae. The transcript has a single exon. Bases 1 to 636 code for a protein of 211 amino acids. The record is from RefSeq and is a predicted model, not a curated record.